This is a messenger RNA of Nematolebias whitei (Rio pearlfish), 1554 nucleotides long. It is a transcript of the gene ccdc50a, whose product is annotated as coiled-coil domain containing 50a. The transcript is spliced from 7 exons. Gene Ontology annotation, molecular function: ubiquitin protein ligase binding. The record is from RefSeq and is a predicted model, not a curated record. Gene Ontology annotation, cellular component: cytoplasm. Bases 567 to 1460 code for a protein of 297 amino acids. NCBI's taxonomy places the organism in Eukaryota, Metazoa, Chordata, Actinopteri, Cyprinodontiformes, Rivulidae.
AUUUAUUUAUCCAUUUUUAACAUUUUCCUCUUCUCAUAAUUUCCUCCCCUCCAUCCUGAUCAGCUGCGCAACCCCUUGAUGUGGACAAACACACUCAUCAGAAAUCACGGUCUCCUGGCCGACACGACUCGUACUCGUUGGAGCGCUCGCAACAGAAUCACGCUCCAGAUUAUUAUUCAGUAGAUCCCAAAAAGAGCGGGUACCCGAAACAGGACUCUGUGGCCCCUCGUAACCAUUCCAAAUAUCCAGAGUACUACUUGGGGACAGAAGGGGGGCGAAGCAGAUGUGCAGAUCCAUAUCCAGAACACCUACUGCCCUCCAGAGGCAAGCAUGAAGACGGGUGUCUAGAGUUUGAACAUGCUCAUACUGGAAGAGCCAGAGAAGAAGGAGGGAGAGAUGCUGAUAGAGCGGUGAGGAAGAAGGAGAAACCAGCCAGACCACCGUCACCAAAGUUUCCUGUAGAGAGAGAUGAAGACUGGAGCAGAGAGAGACAAAGACCUGACAGGGGAAGAGACAAACGUGUUGAAAAAGAUUACAGGAGAGAUGUGGAGCAGGACCUCAGACCGAUGAAAGGCAGGGAAAAAUCCAGAGAUCGAGUAGCUAGUGGGGACAGACAGGGACAGAAAGCCAAAGACAGGAGUCGAGGCAGAAGCAGUGACCGGGCACUCGAAGAGGACUUUUUGGAUCAAGGACGUAGGAAGGAACGGCUGAGAGAGACCAGGGAGGAGGAGGUGGUUGGCGAGAGGAGGGCCAGGAGCCGGCAGCGUGUCCACUCCAACCCUGUCGAAGUGCUUGACGGGUACGUGAAUGAUAAAGAACGAGGAGGCGGCAGGGAGACGUGGGACCCCCAGCAGGGGGGCGGCAGUCAUACUUACACCAACAAGGAGACAGGUCGUAUUGUGCACAAAGGAAGUGGAGCGGUCGUAACAGAAGUGGACUACGGACUGAGUGAGGCCACCCAGGGGCUGACGAAUCUUAAUAUUCGCAAGCAGGAGCUGAAGGACAUGGAGGUCGCAAGAAAACUCCAAGAGGAGGAGAUGAAAGCAAGUAAUGUGCAUGUGCGUGCAGCCCAAGUGGCAAAGGAUGAGGAACUGGCUCGACGCCUGGCAGAAAACGAGAAGAAGGAGUACAGAAGGAACCGAGAACGGGAGAAGGAGCGAGAGAGGCUGGGCUCGGAGAAGAUGGCGAUGGAGAAAAGGCGGCAUGAGGGAAACUACAGGCACAAUUCAGAGGAAGUUGUGCGUCCCAGAACACGAGACGAGUAUGAUCAUCAGAGGCACCGAGACGAGUAUGAUCAUCAGAGGCACCGAGACAACCACAAACCUGCCAGACCACCUCAGCCUCGUACACACGACUAUGAGAAUGUGACCCCUGGCUAUGGCUACGCAGGCCACCCUGCUCCCUCUCGUCCCACCACAAGACCUGAUGUUGCUUACAGAGGUGCCUAUCAAAAGCGAUGACUUGGGCCCCAAACCAACUGUAGACAUGCUGUUAGUCCUUUAUGCUUUUUAUUUUUCUUUGCAUUUUUACUGUAUUUUUUUAUCAUCUUGCUUU